UGUGUGUGUGUGUGUGCGUGUGAAUGCAGGCAGAGGAGUGUGAAAGAGCGCGCGGUGUGUAAACAGUGAGUUGAUGCACUGCGGACGGAACCUACCUGCAUCCUCUGAAGACGGAUCCGGACAGGUGGGCUGGUCAUCAUCACUCAGGUUUGUUGUAGAUCUUCACACUCAGCAGGAUGAUAAAGGAGUGUCUGCAGUUCCUGAUUGAACCGGCCAAAAACCUGAAGAUUCGUCUGAAGGAGUCUCGCCGGCGGGUGAAGAUCGAAAGGCGGGAGCCGCUGACAGAGAACCAGCUGUUUAUUAUGGAGCUUGCUAGAGAACUCACCUGGAUCUGCCAGAGGUCAGAUAUUCUGGCCCAUAUCUGGACUGGAGAGGAUAUCUGGCCUCCGGGUUUGUGUAAAGAGUUUAUCAUGCAGACGGCGUCUAUUCUGGAGAUGAAGGAGAAAGCGGUGAGGCCGUCUCUGUGUUCGGAUGUGUAUAUGGAGAGGCGGGACUGGAGGGAGAAGCUGCUGUGUGUUCUGGAGGGAGAGGAGGAUGAUCUCAGCGACUUGAAGAGAACCAUCAUGGACUGGACUCACAGCCAGCGGAACACGCACCCGAAUGGUAUCUGGCCGGGCGAGGCCGUGUUGUUGAUUCUGGAUGAUAUGGAGCUGCAGUGGAAGAAGGGGCGACUGCGCCACCUGCAGUCUGCCGUGGAGCUGCUGAUAUGGGUGGCAAUGGGAGAACACCUAGACAAGGAGCUGGUUCCGAGGCUGUGGCUCGUUCAGAAGCAGAAGAGCCAGAACAUCGAAGCGACUCGUUAUAUUCCACAUGCAGUGUGGAACUGGAUUUGCCACGCUGCAGUGGAUGUAACUUUUGAUGUCAACACAGCACACCCCACUCUGCUGGUCUCGGAUGACGGGAAGCGUAUGCGCUGCAGUCCAGAACCGCAGGACGUCUCGUGGCGUCGGCAGCACUUCGACGGCUGGCUCUGCGCUCUGGGCACGGAGGGUUUCUCCUGCGGGAGGCGAUACUGGGAGGUGGAGGUGGGGGACAGGGACUGGAGGGUGGGCGUGGCCAAAGAAUCGGCCCUCAGGAGAGGAUACGGCUUCCUGAACACGCAGAGCGGCUACUACACCCUGCGGCUGGAGCGAGGGACGGAACUGAAGGCCCUGACAGUACCAGUCACCCCGCUGACCCAGACGACGGUUCCCAGGCGGGUCGGCGUGUACCUGGACUACGAGGAAGGUCAGCUGUCCUUCUAUGACAUCCAGAGGAGAAGUCACAUCUACACUUUCUGCGAGAGGUUCACUGAAACGCUCUUCCCUGUCUUCGGCACGGCGGAGAUGGUCAGGGACAUGGUGGUCAGACCUGCCGGGCUCCGGUUGCCCUGUCCCUGUAACGGACCCUGCCUGUUCAGCUGAGCGCAGCCCCCAUGUGGAGAUCGACCACCUCCUGACCGACCUCCUCAGAUGUGCUCUGUUAUUUUCAGUGGACAGUGUGCAAUUUUUGAGGUGUGCAUCUUCAUUUUGUGUCUGAGAUUAUGAUUGUUCGAUGAGUCGUUUGUAAAAAAUGGGUGUGGCCUUAAAGAAACAUUGUCUAAAACAGUUCUAGCCUGAAAAGAUUAAAUGAUCUACAUUUAGGGCAAAACAGUAUGUUUUGUUAAAAAUAAUAUAUUUUACAUAUAAUAAAAAUAAAUACAUACAAUAAACGUUUAUAAAUAUUAUCCGAAGUGAUUUAUUCUAUAUUUAAUGGCUCAGGAGAAAGUUAUGAAUUAAUAUCUAUCUAUCAAAGUGGUCUGAUUCUCCUAUUUAAAUUAAUAUAUUUAAAAUACAUACAAAUAGGUUGUGUAAAUAUUACAACAGAUUUAAAAUUUAGAUUAAUACAUAAUAUAAUAUGAAUAUUAACAAUAUUGGUCAUUAUUAAGCAUAGUACAGCAUUAAUAUUUUUAUUUAAUAUUUGUGUUAUGAUAGUAAAUGUUUAUUUAUGAAACACUUAACUGGAAAAAUGAAAACACUCAUUUCUAUACCUGUCUGCUUCUGUGGUAAUCAUGCCAAAAAUUAAUAAACAAACUUAUUAGUAUUAUUUGAAAUAAAAUAUAUUAUUGUGAAAAAUACAAAGAUAAAUGUUGUAUAGUACAGCACAUUUUCUGCAAACUAUACAUUUCUAAUCAGAAUAAAUAUUUCUUAUUUAUUAGCCAUCAAGUCAGAAAAUGUUGAAAAUUAAGAUAUUUAUACUGGGAAUGACUAAACUGGGGUUCAUUUUUAAGGGGAAAAAUUAGGACACGCCCACUUGGUAAUGCCAGCGUAUCUUAGAAUUUAAUGAAAAUACACAUUUGACCUUUUUACGUACUGGGGUGAAAAGGUCAGAUAAGAGCUCUUUGUGAAAUGUUAUAACACACACACACACUGUUUGAAUUUGCAUUGCUUUAUAAAAUUGUCAUUUAAUAAUUAUUGUUUUAUUAGAAAAGUUUACUUUGAAUGCAGCUUGUUUUUUUAUGCAACAUUUGUUUUAAUGCAAUUCGCUGUUAAUCAUUCAUUUAUGCUAAUGCAACCUGCUCAGGUUAUGAUGUAAGGCAAUCACAGGAGUCAUGAUUUACAUACAGUAACUCUCCUGUAAAGCGUAUUCUUCAAUGUUCUGCUUGCUUUUCACACAAUUUAAUAAAAAAAUAAAUUACUGACACAUA
Messenger RNA from Astyanax mexicanus (Mexican tetra), 2665 nucleotides. RefSeq names its product SPRY_PRY_C-I_1 domain-containing protein. The coding region runs from base 177 to 1403 and encodes 408 amino acids. The transcript has 10 exons. The record is from RefSeq and is a predicted model, not a curated record. NCBI's taxonomy places the organism in Eukaryota, Metazoa, Chordata, Actinopteri, Characiformes, Acestrorhamphidae. Gene Ontology annotation, molecular function: protein binding.